This is a messenger RNA of Cylindrotheca closterium, 1101 nucleotides long. The record is from the annotation of a GenBank genome assembly. Lineage: Eukaryota; Bacillariophyta; Bacillariophyceae; Bacillariales; Bacillariaceae.
AUGAUGGCAAGGUUUCCAGAACGAUUGUUUCAGCUUCUCAAACUAGUAGAUGAGAAUGGAUGGGAAGACACUUUUUCGUGGGUAAACAAUGGUACAGGCUUCAAAGUACACGACAGGAACAAGUUCGAAAAGCUGCUGCUGAAGAAGCACUUCAAUACCACACGAUACGCGAGCUUUGCACGGCAGCUUCAUGCCUACGGCUUUGACUGUGUCCGAGCAGGAAGACAAACUGGAAUUUACUCGCAUCCACAUUUCAGGCGGGAUGAUCCAAUCGGUUCUUCUGCUUUGAAGAGAGAAGCGGGAAGAAAUGUCUCCAAGGCCGCCGUCUCCAGACGUAACCAGGAAUGCCAAGACGGGGGACUAGAAGAUCAUUUUGCACGAAUGCGCAACUUUGUCCUUUCAAAGGAUGCGAUUAAGCUAGCCCCUUUGCUUUUGGAGAGACCAAAUGCAAGUUGUCUGCCAAACAUGCAGAAGGACAAUGUGGGCACAGCUGACGACGGUAGCCAACAUUGGUCAGUUAUGUCAAAUCUAUACGAUACUGUUCGCUCUCAAGUCGCGGAUCGAAGAAAAAACGUGAUUCCUUCCCCACUUCCUACGCAAUGUCUCCAUUUCAAUCGCAAGGAGACUGGACCCUGCUCUGGUAUUUCUGCUGGUGGGACUUCACUAAAUGGCUCAUAUGGAAUGCACAAUCCACACAAGUCGUUCUGGACUCUUUCUACAAAUCAAAAGCGAGCGACUUCAGCACUAUCAAUGGCUUCAGUGAAUGACCCCACUCCAUUGCAUAUGAUAGUCGAUGAAGGCAAAUCGAAUGAUGCGUUUGCUACAGGCAACUUGAUUUGUGACGAGGAAGAAGACAGUGAUCUUGAUCCGAUUCCAUUAGAAGAGGCUGCCUUUGAUCAAAUUGCAUUGAAACCACCGGUGGAAGACGAUUAUUCGUUCCGUGGCAAAAACUGGGAUCCAACAAAUUGGUCACCAGCUGGCAGUGUAUCGGGUAAAGAUAACGACGCCCGUAGAUCACCGAUCCAAGACGGCUUUUUUCUGGAGCCCCGCCCAAUCAAUGAGAUGGUCCAAGACCCAGGUUGCUUGAGCACAUGUCGCUAG